This is a messenger RNA of Rotaria sordida, 1419 nucleotides long. Lineage: Eukaryota; Metazoa; Rotifera; Eurotatoria; Philodinida; Philodinidae. The record is from the annotation of a GenBank genome assembly.
AUGGAUGCUAUGCAUAACAACAAGAUCACAUCAAAACAACUUGUCGAAUUGUAUUUACAACGUAUUGAUCAAGUAAAUUUGAAAGGACCUUCUCUUCAUGCCUUGAUCGAAACGAAUCCAGAUGCUUUGACUAUCGCUGAUAGACUUGAUCAUGAAUGUAAUCGAAGAGGAAAAUUACAUGGUAUUCCAAUCAUUGUCAAAGAUAAUAUGGCUACUUAUGAUAAACUAAAUACUACUGCCGGAUCUUACGCAUUGCUCGGUUCUAAAGUAUCACGUGACGCAUUUGUUGUACAACAAUUAAGAAAAGCUGGUGCAAUCAUUUUGGGUAAAGCAAGUUUGUCGGAAUGGUCUAAUUUUCGUAGUUUAGUUGUCCCGAGAAACGGUGUCUCGGGACGUGGUGGCGUUUCAAAAUCGGCCUAUGUAACUGAUGGUGAUCCGUCUGGUUCGAGUUCAGGUUCGGCAAUAGCUGUUUCCAUUGGUCUCUGUACUGUAGCGUUGGGUACAGAAACAGAUGGAAGUGUAGUUGCACCAGCUAGUCGAAAUGGUAUUGUAGGACUGAAACCAACAGUAGGGUUGACAUCGCGCUCGAAUGUGAUACCGAUUUCAUUUAGACAGGAUACUGUAGGGCCGAUGGGUAAAACAGUGACGGAUGUAGCAUUGCUACUAGAAGUUAUUCAAGGUGUAGAUCCAAGAGACAAUGCUACGUUGAAAAGUCGACCAGAAAAGACUUAUACCCAAUUUUUACGUGGAACAAAGGGAUUUAAAAAUGUUCGUUUGGGCGUAAUUCCACCAUUUAACUUUACAAACAAGACUGCACCAUACAUUGUAUCUACAUUCAAUAAGGCAAUUGAGCUAAUGUGUUCCUAUGGCGCUAUUGUGCAGAAUCCCGUUAAUUUUACUAACAUGGAUCAACUUUUAAACCAAACAACUGAACUCGACGUUCUUAUUGCCGAAUUCAGACAGAAUAUUAAUAAUUAUCUCAGUACGUUAACCAAUACUAACAUGCAUACUUUACAAGAUCUUAUUAAUUUUAAUAAUGCACACAAAGACUUGGAAUUUUCUCCUUAUCUUCCCGAUCAACAAUUAUUUAUAUUGGCACAAGAAGCACCACCUCUCUCAAUUGAACAAGAAGCUGAAUACAUCCGUCUAUCUAAAAGCCUUAAUCAAACAAUUGACAUAUAUAAUUUAGAUGCACUGGUCGCUAUGUCAGAAGAUUACGCUCCUCUAGCGGCUGUUGGUGGUUAUCCCAUCAUUAGUGUACCUUUAGGUUAUUUGCAAACGGCAGGAGGUCCACAACCGUUCGGUAUACAAUUUAUGGGUCGUGCAUGGAGCGAAGGAAUUCUAUUGCAACUAGCUCAUGCAUUCGAGCAAGCGACACAUGUAAGAGAUAAAGUACGACCAAUAUAUGCUCCUUCAUAA